Salvelinus sp. IW2-2015 is the source of this 673-nucleotide messenger RNA. Its product is annotated as akirin-1-like. The record is from RefSeq and is a predicted model, not a curated record. Gene Ontology annotation, molecular function: transcription coregulator activity. Gene Ontology annotation, biological process: positive regulation of lamellipodium assembly; myoblast migration involved in skeletal muscle regeneration; positive regulation of macrophage chemotaxis. Lineage: Eukaryota; Metazoa; Chordata; Actinopteri; Salmoniformes; Salmonidae. Gene Ontology annotation, cellular component: chromatin; nucleus.
GUCAGCCUACAUAAAAUGUCACUGUGUGUCCCAGGUGCCUCGAGGAAGGACCAGCCGUCGUUCACACUGAGGCAGGUGAGCUACCUGUGCGAGCGCUUGCUCAAAGACCACGAGGAGAAGAUCCGGGAGGAGUAUGAACAGAUCCUCAACACAAAACUUGCAGAACAAUACGAAUCUUUUGUGAAAUUCACACAAGACCAGAUCAUGCGAAGAUAUGGCGCCAGGCCUGCUAGUUAUGUCUCUUGAAUUCCCCCAUCGAUGAGGUACCAGCUUUUCUCACAAGAUGGCUGCUCUUCUACUGCCCCUUCCUCCACUAGAUUUGUGAUUUUUAUUUCCCCUUUUUUUCAUGCUAUUUGGGUACCAUGGUUUAUCAACAUUUUUAAUCCAAAACUGAUUUCUAUAAAAUGCUAAUGAAUCGGAAUAAAAUGUAAAGAUUCAAUUAUAUGCUAGCUCUCUGRAUUUUUUUUGACUAAAGCAGAUUUUUUGUUCUCCCCGGCGCUGUAGUGGCUAUUCUCUGAUCCUUCUGUAUUAUAACCUGCCAGCACUGCCCCUCUGCAGCAGCUGUAUUACUAAAGCCCCCUGGCCUCUCAUCCACCCAGUUUAUUUUUUAUCUUUUCCAACUCUAACUGAGGAUGUGGAUUUCUUUUGAAAUUAAAAGUUCUGUGAUUUAAAA